UAUUCUUCCAGGCCCGUUCAGAUUGACAUAUUGCACCUCUGUCUCAACGGGCUCCAUUAGUUGCUUGUGGUGUUUUGAAAUCCUGACGAGGACAAAAAUCGAUCAGAUCGAUCAGAGCAAGACAGAACUCCAGGCGUCGUUAUCCGUUCACUUGUGACUGCUCCAUCCAAAUUAACACACCUGGUUGUUUUUCUAUCCAAUUUUAUACCCAACCCAUGAUGAAGGGCUGGGUCGCCGUCUUUGGUAUUUUUGCCGUCUCAGCUACUUGUUUCACCCCACUGGGUGCGCAAAACACAACUGGCAUCGGGAGUUUCCUGAGGUCGUUCGUAAACCGGGAAAAUAUCGUUGGAGUCCUGAAUAGUAUCCAAGGAGAUCUGUCGCCCCAACUGAAAGCAAUUUUCCAGCAAAUAGACACAGAUGCCAUUGCCACUCAGCUGCUCAACCAAACGGAUAGGAUUUUUGCGGAGCUGGACCGCAGUAAUUUCACCUUGUCCAACCUGGCUGCCUUACCCGCGGCACUUAGUCAAAUCUUCGCUCCCGCUGGAAACAAUGGCAACGCUGCCCAGAACGCGAGCGUCCAGAACUUUCUACAGAACAUAUUGGGGGCACAAGCGCCAAACAUCGACACUUACAGACCUCUGAUGCAGGAAGCGCUGCCUUUGCUUCUGGAUCAGGUCCCUGGCAUGCAGUUGGUCCAGGGUCAGUGCAAGAAAGACAUUGGCUUGUUACUUGAGGGUCUGCUUACUGGACAGGCGUGGGCUAUGAACAUGUUUGACUCGUAUGGCAAGCCACCUGCUGGGAUAUUGUACGGAAACCUCAAGUGGCUUGGACAGUACGAUGAAUGUAUGCGAGUGGAGGCCACCAUUCCAAAGGUUGGCUUGCAGAAAAUCGACCAGCACUUCAAGGGGGAGUAUUGCAAAGCUUAUAUCAAAUUUCCAAGCGGAGUGGCUGCAGGAGCUGGAGGGAAUGCCGCAUUGUUGAUGGGAGGCGAUCAAUUCAUUCAGCUAGGGACGUGUUUUCCAGACUCUUGCACAUCAGCUGAUAUCACAAUGUUCGGCCAAGGUACCACUUUAAUGGGAAAUACUACUUUCCCAGGCGCCCAAUGUGAAAAGUCCAAAGUUCCCAAACUAAGCGAAGAUCCAAAGGCAAUAGCAUGCAUAGCCGUCGUCUCCGUUUUUGCGUUCUUUCUCGUGGUUGGUACUUUGAUAGAAGGUUUCGGAAUAGACAAAAUAGUAACCCCAGCAAAACGCUCACAUCAGAUUGAAAACUACGUGAACGGCUUCAGUAAUGGUGGGUUCGUCAUGGAUACGGUGGUGCCACUGAAAGAAAAGAAUGGGCACAUACCAAACGGAAACGACAGUCACGUGCAAGAUGUCAACACUAAAAGCAAUGGUGAAGCGGUUGGGAACGGCGUGAGUGUGAACGACGUGGUGGUCUCUGAAAAGACGAGAGUUGAAGAACCACAAGCUCCCGCUCUCGUCCGCCUGUUCACGGCCUUCUCUCUGUACACCACUCUCCCCAGACUACUGAGCACUCACCAAGGAAGUGCCGCCAUUACCUGCCUCAAUGGCAUCCGGGUUAUGAGCAUCGGAUGGGUUGUGCUGGGGCACACGUAUUCUUUUGGACUGGGCAAUGUCGAUAACAUUGUCUUUGCCUUUGAGGAAACGAAGAGGUUUUCAUUCACCGCAGUAGGCAAUGCCUUCUUUUCUGUUGAUUCGUUCUUCUUAUUGAGUGGUGUCCUUGCGGCAUAUUUGUUCCUGAGACAACUACGCAGAGAAAACGGCAUCAGACCGAAGACCAUGAUCAUGUAUUACGUACACAGAAUUAUCCGGCUGUCACCUCUGUAUUAUAUGCUGACGUUUAUCUAUGCCACGCUGACCAUAUACAUGGGAAGUGGGCCGAUGUGGAACGGUAAACUCCCCGAUGGUGAAUUCUGUGCCAACAACUGGUGGACUAACCUCCUGUAUUUGAACAACGUUAUCAAUAAUAGAGAACAGUGUUUCGCCCUAAGUUGGUACAUUGCAAAUGAUUUCCAGUUUUACGUGGUUGCUCCAUUAUUCCUGAUCCCACUGUAUUUGAAGCCCUUGAUCGGAGUCCUGCUCCUGCUGUUGGGUUUUGUGGGGUAUGGCCUGGCGGCGGCAUUCACAUUGGCCGGAAUGGAAGGAGGCGUGCACCUGUUUGGCAAUCCAAAUUUCUUCGCCGACUAUUACAUCAUUCCAUGGUGCCGUAUUGGCCCAUACUUGGUCGGCCUCAUGGUUGGAUUUAUACUGUACAAGACAGAUCUUAAGAUUAAAUUCAAUAAGUUCCUGGCUGCCCUGUGUUGGCUGGUGUCGCUAGGGGUCAUCUUCAUGGUGGUUUACGUCAGACACGACGAGACUCAGAAUGGCCCCUGGGAGAAAGACGCCGUCAUCGCCUACGAGGUGAUCAGCAGACCGCUCUGGGCGCUUGCCUUGGGCUGGGUCAUCAUAGCCUGCGCCACUGGAUAUGGUGGAUUCAUCAACACUAUCCUGUCCUACCAGGCCUGGGUUCCACUGGGGCGGCUUACCUUUGCUGUGUAUUUUGUACACGUCUUCAUUAUCACGAUAUACCAGAGUACUCGUAUUAAUGAUAUCACCAUCUCUGACUUUACAGUGGCUAUCCUGUUUACGGCCUACAUCACGCUGUCGUACGUAGCAGCCCUGGUGGCGUCUUUGCUCUUUGAAGCGCCGAUACUCGGCCUGGAGAAAAUGAUCCUGAGAAAGUAGUCCCUUCGACACGAGGCAAAAACGGAUUUUAAUAAAACUGUUGUUCUUCUGUUUAGUUUUUCUCAAAUCUUUUUUUUUUUACCUUGGUUGCACACGAUGUACAGCUCUUGUGAAGUAAAAGUGUCUGAUACAGGUAGUUAAAUGUGCGAGUACCAGUAUAUGUAUGCGGAAAACUUAUUGUUAUAUAGGCCUACCGUUAAUGCCACAAAAGAUAACGUAUCUACCACAAAGCAGAAUGAGGACUACUGGGUAUCUUUAAGCAAAAUACAUCUAUUGUAAUUUGCAAGAACCAAAAGGACUACCUAGUUUCAUUUUUCUUGUGAUCAAAAUGUAUUUGCAUUUAAUCUCACUAAUAUAUAUUUAAUUCAGUUAAGUAGUAUUCCAAGUAGUAAUACUCACGUAGAGUAGUAUAUAGAUAAAUAUUUAAGCGCAUGAAUUAAAGGAUCACAUUAAAAAGGGAUGAAUACACGGUACCCUAAAAUUGUUCUCUCUCUUUACCCGUUACUCAUCUAUGUUGUUUGAUUUAGAAGAUUGUUGACAAAGAUACAAAUCUAAAGGAUUUAUUAAAGAAAAUAACAUCAAAACGAGAAAAUAAGAAAACAUGCAUGUUCUCAAAAACCUAAAUUAUAUAAGUU
Molecule: messenger RNA, 3379 nt
Organism: Lingula anatina
Lineage: Eukaryota; Metazoa; Brachiopoda; Lingulata; Lingulida; Lingulidae
Product: O-acyltransferase like protein
Molecular function (GO): acyltransferase activity, transferring groups other than amino-acyl groups
Source: RefSeq, a predicted model, not a curated record